GCAUAGACAGACUGGAGAGGCCCCGCCCCCCCAGUGUAUAUAAACCUGGGCCGUGGAAGUAAAAGUGAAAUUGAAAUUCACACUGGACAAUCUGUGCUCUUGGGAAGUUCUUCAUUAGUGGACACAGAUUUCACAGCAUGGCUUCAAGUUUGCUUUUGACUUUGCUUCUGCCAAUUGCAGCUGUUUCACAUAUGGUGGAGCUGACACCCAAAGUUCUGAUGAAAGUGGGCGACAGGAGAGAGGUGACCUGCAGCAUGACAUCUUGCCAGGAGAGUUUGGAGUUGAAGUGGACCCCGUUACAAGAUAAACCACUGUACGCUACUAUUAAGAAUCACGGCAGAGAAUCUGUGCUGAUAUUUGCCAAUGUGACAAAGAACCACGAAAUAGACAUAAUAUGCACAGCAACCUGUGGGAAGGAGAAAAAACAGAAGACAACAGCAAUUCAAGUAUAUUCUUUUCCAAGAAACCCAGUUAUAUCCGGGAAUGAUCGAUUGAUAUUGGGCAAGGCAAACCUCUUGACCUGUGAAGUGUCUUCUGUUUACCCUUCGGAGUAUCUAGAAGUGGAAUUGUUAUAUGGAGACAAUGUUCUAAAGGGGAAAAAAGUGGAAUCUGGCAAAGAUAGUUUGUCGUAUUCUUACACAUUCGUACCUUCAAGUGAGGACGAUGGAAAGGCAAUAACCUGCAGAGCAUCACUCGAUGUAGAAGAUAUACCCACCAAUGAGAUGACCAAGGAGACAUCUGGACUCAUGAGAGUUCUGUCUGCACCACAUAAUGUGAGAGUGUCUGAACCGACCACACUCUUACUGGGAUCCAUGUUAAAUUUGACCUGUGAGGCAAAGGGCAACCCGAAGCCUGUGUUUACAUGGACGGCUAUUAAACCAGAUGGCCAAUCUGUUGAAGUGGGGAAACAUCAAGAGCUCUUCAUACAAAAUGUGUCCUUAUCAGAUGCUGGUACUUACCAGUGUGGGGUUAGCAAUGAUUUGGGGAAAGAGAAGGCAAAUGUUUCAGUUGUCAUUCAAGCACCUCCAAUGAAUACAAUCAUUGAAGCAAGUCCACAAGGAGUUUUGAAGGAAGGUGAAUCUGUGAGCAUUUCCUGCCUGUCUAACGGUGUUCCAGUAACCCGUAUGGUGUUGAGCAGGGUGGUGGACAACAAAGAAACCGAACUAAAGGCCUUUGAUGGGGCUGAAACAUCAAUAAAACUCACCUCGGUCAAGCUGGCUGACUCUGGCAUCUAUAUAUGUCAGGCUUUCAAUGAGUAUGGGAAUCAGACGACUACUCUCAGUCUAACCGUUGAAACACCACCCAGGAAUAUGACAGUAGAGGUCUUCCCAUCUACCAAGGUUCAGGAGGGGCAGAAUAUCACCAUCUGUUGUCACUCCGUGAGCUUCCCUCCAUCUGCGGUGGUCUUGAGUAAGCUGGAAAGCGAAACCAACAUCUACUCCCCUAAUGGCGUCUUCCAUCUGUUCAACCUCACUCUCAACGACACAGGGUUAUACCAGGUCAACGUCACCAACAACCUGGGCUUUGAGACAGAGGUUUUCACUAUUAAUGUUAUGGAGAAAAGAUUCAACCCUUCAUCUGGUUGGAAUGACUUUAUAACCCCUGCAGUUUGCCUAGGAGCAGCUGCGACACUGCUUAUUGUUGUGGCGUAUCUGCGGAGAGCUGAAAAGAAGGGAUCAUAUAACUUUACGAAGUUCAAUCAAGGCACUGUGUAGACUGUUUAUACUCCACAAACGGAAUUGGCUACACUUUGCUACCAGGACCUCCCUGAAGUGAGAACUGCAGGUUCUGAGAAGAUUUUCAGUCACCAUGUGUAUGUGACAGUACCUCAGCUGUUUGGGAACCUGCAUUCUCCACAGCCACAGACAAUCAAUGGGCAUGUCGAUAUUCAUGCAUCAUGCAGUUUCUUUGUGGUCUCACCAUUGAGACAUGGCAGCUUUCUUUGAGACCUCAUGUCUGCACUAUAACAGUGUCUGUCUUAAUGUUUGACUGGAUUAGAGGGUUAGAGGACGUUUCAGGGUAGAGUUGGGGAUAGGGUUCCUGACCAGUGGCAGAUGGGAUGAGUGUUAGGGAAACCUGCUUGAUUAUUUUUGGAAUUCUAUUUAAUGACACAAAGUAGAACUUUAAUUUAACUUUAACAUAAUUUAAAGUUAGUUAGUGUUUGGAACACUAUAGAUACCUACUGUUAACCUCAAAGUCUGUUGAAGAUGCUGUUACCUAGAAAAUGGACCUUUUAAGUGUUCUAAAAUAUUAAAAUG
Molecule: messenger RNA, 2258 nt
Organism: Xyrauchen texanus (razorback sucker)
Lineage: Eukaryota; Metazoa; Chordata; Actinopteri; Cypriniformes; Catostomidae
Product: vascular cell adhesion protein 1-like
Exons: 7
Coding region: 138-1715 (525 amino acids)
Biological process (GO): cell-cell adhesion
Cellular component (GO): membrane
Source: RefSeq, a predicted model, not a curated record